AUCAUGUAAACUAUCUUUCACGGCAGCACAUCAGUUCUUUGGUAAUGGCUGUAGUGGUGUGUUUCUUGAUGGAAGUGCUGAGGAAGUCAGUUGACAAGUUUAAAGGUUAAAAAGUGUUGUAGAUGUGUGCGAAGGCUGUGACUUUGUCAUUAUGUCAGACAAAAACUCCACAAGAAUAAUGAAGUCCUCAUCUGAAGGUGAAAUACUUGACAGGGAAGAAACACAGUUAAUAAAUGAGACUGCCGAUUUUACUAGAGCGAACUCUUAUGCAGAGCCGAAGUUAAAACGCACCUUCACUCUUCCUAGGAAUCUUUUGUCGUCGAGAAUGAGUAAAAGAAGAGCUAAACAUAAAGAAGGUAAAGAUGUCAAUGCCUCAAAUGCGCAGACAAUUUCGGAAGUGCAAAAUACGGAUGCUCAAAAGUCAAAUAAAAAAGUGUUUAGAGUUCCUUCAUGGAAGAAGUUUAUAAACAAAGUGGUGCAUCAUAUGUCGACCGUAGGUGUUCCAAAUAAUAAAUAUGUGAGUGUUAAUUAUAAAUAUGACAGGCGUAGACGAGAUACUGUAUCGCUAUCGUCAUCUGAUAUUAGGGUACCACCGACCCGCCCCGCCCACCUUGCAAAUCUGGUAAACAGUGACAAGGUCCCCGGUGUAACAGGACUACGUAACCAUGGGAAUACGUGUUUUAUAAAUGCAGUUCUUCAGUGCCUCAGUCAUACCGAUAUUUUAGCUGAAUAUUUUGUUCUGGACCAAUACAAAGUUGACCUGUCCCGUAGGAAUAAGUUGAAUUCAAAAAAAUAUGGCACGAAAGGUGAAGUGACAGAACAGUUGGCCCUUCUCUUAAAAGCUAUUUGGUCGUGUCAGUAUGACCCCGAGAUCACCAACCAAUUCAAGAUAGUUGUCGACAAAUAUGGUAGUCAGUAUAGAGGUAACAAUCAACACGACGCCCAGGAAUUUCUUCUCUGGUUGCUCGAUAAAGUGCAUGAAGAUCUCAACACGGCGACGAAGAAGAAAUACAAGAUUAUUAAGAACUCAUUUGGUCGACCAGAUGAGGUGGUUGCUGCUGAAACAUUGGAAAACCACAUUCGCUGCAACAACAGUUUCGUGCAUGCUGUGUUCCAAGCUCAGUUUAGGUCAUCACUAACAUGCCCACGUUGUAAACGACAGAGCAACACGUUCGACCCCUUCCUCUGUGUGUCUGUGCCCGUACCGCAAAACCAGACAAGGCCCGUGUAUGUCACGGUGCUGUACACUUCGCAGCAGCCGAGACAGGUGAAAUUAGGUGUCUCUCUCCCGGCUCACGCAGAAGUACGAGAAUUGCGUGAGCUGUUGGCAUCCGAUACAUGCAUCUCUGAGAACCACAUGCUGCUCACAGAAAUAGACGAUUUUGGCUUCCAUCGCACAUUUUCAGACACUCAGCCAGUGUCGAUAAUUAAGGAGACUGACCCUGUAUACUGUCUGGAGCUGCCACAGCUGAAAGAAGCAACAGAGGACAGCGGCGCCUACAUCCUCCUGUGCUGGGUCAACUUGCUCGUUGUGGAUGAUCAAUGUGCGAGGUUUAGCAGUCCAUACACAAUGCAAGUUGGUCGUGAGACAUCUUACAAAGAUCUUCAGAAACUGAUCCUGAAAGAAAUGAACACAAUUCUUCAUGAUGAUGUUCUUGUCAAUUCACAGGAUAUUCCUCUGUUCCGCAUGCGCAUUGUUGAUGGGCUGGGAGGUUCACCUACAUUCCUGGAUCCUCUGCUCGACCACCCACUGUACAUGGAGGCUGUAGAUCAAGCACUUGCCCUGUGUGAGAAGGAAGCAGGGCCUCCUCAUCUGAAGCUGGUUUUAGAGUGGGAUCUCCAGGCCAAGGAUAGCACAAUUGCUGAUGACAGUGACCAAAUGGAAGAACUUGCCAGUGUAAAGCAGCUGAAGAUGAGUACAGAGCAGGGCGGAACUGUCAGCCUGGAGGAGUGCUUUGAGUUGUACACACGAGCAGAAGUGCUGAGUGCUGAAGAUGCCUGGCAUUGCCCAUACUGUAAUCGUAAGCAAGAGGUAGUCAAGAAGUUGGGUCUGUGGUCUCUGCCAGAUAUUCUUGUGAUACACCUAAAACGUUUCAGACAGCAAUCCAAGCAGAGGUCUACAACAAAACUGACAACGCUGGUCGAUUUCCCUCUAUAUGGGUUCGAUAUGAAUCCUCACCUGGCUGACCGACCAAACGGCCCUCCUCCUCAAAACCUGUGUUCACCGGGUGGUGGUGUCCUCGGCGGUCUCGGCUGGUCUCCAUGGAAACGGCCUCGUCGCACUCCUAACCGACCGGAUGACAAUGUGUACGACCUGUACGCAGUGUGCAACCACCAUGGCCAGGAUCCCCAGGGUGGCCAUUAUACAGCUUUCUGCCGGAACCCGUACGAUGCCCAGUGGUACUGUUUUGACGACACUCGCGUGGAGCCCGUCUCCGAGACGAGUAUAGUGACAUCUGCUGCCUACAUCCUGUUCUACCAGCGCCGGGGACUGAGCACGGGUUCCUACUCGGCCAGCUCGGCCGCAUCCACCAGCUCGUCGGGCUCUGGGCUUGACCAUUGGGUCUAUCGGAUGCCUGCUUUCAACCACUCCAUUAGCCGCUCUCAGGAAGACCUCUCCAACAAAGAAUCAGAAGAAAAUGCUGCGCCAAAUUUCACUCGUGGUGCUCGUAACUACUCGACGCUGCAACCGCAACCGACAAACAAGCGUUCAGUGGCCACGGAGACGGAAGCCGAGCAUUACUCUGAAGAGGAUGCGCCACUUGCCUCUCCCAGGAGUGACUGGCCGAAGGAAGAGCAGAAAUCAGCUGAGAACGAGGUGCCAGCAGAAGUGACACAGAUGGAGUGUGCUGAAGACCAGAGGCAGGAUGUCUCUUGUGAAGCUGGAAUCCCCCCACCCCCACCCCUGCCGAGCGCAGAUGUCCAGCCGCCUACAGUCGUCACGGAGUCGUGUGUGUGACAGGAGGAGGACUUCGUUUUUCCUCAUGUCACACUGCUGGCAUCGUUUCCCUGUUUCACAUUGAACAUCAGUUUCUAUAAGCAGAAGACACUUGUACAAUCUGCUUCGAGGCUGCUGUGAGGACUUUUAUGUGAGCCUGAAAUUGCUCUGUUAAACAGGGAAACAAACCAUUACACCUAAACCGUUACUCGUCAUCGGUUAUCGUGUUCUAGGCUUCUCAUUAUGCGGCAUAUUUGCUUUAAUGGCAGUUACCUCACUGAAUUCCAAAGUACAACUAUCAUGAAGUUCUAUUUUAGACGCCUCUCAAAAGUAAUACUGAAUGCAUAUCAUGAUGUAUUUUCAAGAGUAAUAUUCCUAUUGCACAGUUGUUUAUAUUUCAAGAUCUGUAUAUGAUGUAGUGCAGUUACAGACUUUUGUAAGUAUGAAAAGAUACAAAGUAAACAUUUAGUUUGGAAUACAGAGGAGAUUCUUUAACAAUGUUUCAAAUCAUUAUAGAGAUGCUACUUGAAUAUGGAUCAUAUUCCACAGUUUGUUUUGAUAUUUGUACUGCAGAGAAAAAGCUCUUCAGCUAAUACAUUAAGAUCAGAUUAAUUGUGGCUUUCUAACAUUUAUUCAUUUUUUUUAAAGCAUGUCAGCCAUUUGUAAAUUGAAGCAGAAAAUCAAGUUAGAGGCAACCACCAUGGUUGCUAAAAUGUUAGCAGUUGAGCUGGUGACUUACUUAAGGUGAUUUCUUGGUGCAGUUUAUGGAUGGCUGGUUUACAUGUUCUGAAAUUAGCAGUGUGUUUGGAGAUACUUGCACCAAUAUUGAUGCACUUCAUCCAUAAAAAAUUAGUUCAGACAAGAAUUAUUACUUUCAUUUUGUUAAAUUUUUAAUCAAAACAUACUGAUGGAAUGCUGAAGAUUUUUUGUACAAUGCAGACAAAUGUGACUUAGUCAAGUAACUGAAACCAUAACCACCUAUCAGAAACUGAUGCAACAGUUGUGUACUGAAAUUUUCAACUAUCUGUUAUUGUGAUUAAGUUAUCCUUGGGAGGGGAGGGGGGGGGGGGAGAGAGCAAGUGAGAGAAAGAGAAAGAUUAAAACUCAGAAACAUGGAUUGAAAAAAAUAGGAAGAUGAUGCAAGUGAUGGCAGCUAACCGAAGAUGUAUUGAAAUUAACCAAAUGCUGUUGCAUUUGUAUUUCUGUAAGGGAGUUUGUUUAUGGUGUCAGGUAUUUUGUAAUGAGGACAUUAAUGUAUCUUUCUUAGAAUUUUUUUGUGUUAAAGAUUUUUAUUUUUCCAAUAAGAGGCAUAUGUUUUGUUUUACAUACAUGUAGCAAGAAAUGUAAUUUAUUGUCGAUUACAAGUUUUGUCAAUGUCAAUAAACAGAAACUUUAUUUCCUGGUAUCGUAUACCUCGUAUUAUCAAAAAUUUCAGAAAUUUUCAUGGAAAGUGUAUUAAUAUUUCUCAGCAUUCAUAUAAAAUACUGAUAAUUUGUUUUACAUGUUUGAAAUACUUGGUGUGGUUUACAUAUUUAUAUUAUCAGUUGCACUUAAAUUGUCAUGGGUGAAAUUACACAUAUUUAAAAAGAACUCCUUGACUAAAGUAAUGUAGCUUAAGACAGGAAAUCAGCUCUCCCACAUUUAAAAAAAAAAAAAAAGAAAGAAAGAAAGAAAAAACCAACAACAUACUUUGGUCUACACAAACUCUGCACUCCCCCAUGCCACCUCCCAAGGAGGGUGAUACAAGCUUUGAAGAAAAGUAAUUAAUACCACCUCUCGUACCCCUCAGCCCCAUUCUUCUUAUCCUCCUGAUGCAUAUUCUUUUAUCUCCUACGUCUUGUGCUCAAGAUCUGCUAACUCAUUAUUUUCUUCCACUUGGUACUGUACUCCAGUUUCACAUCAGUAUAAGUAGUUCUGUUGUCCAACAAUUUUUCUGCAUUUAUGUUGAAACAAGUACACAUUCAUUUAUAAUUUAAAAUGACAUAUGAUCAUAAGACAUUUCACAGAAUUUAACUGUAAUGUCUAUUAAGUAAAACACAAUACAGUAUUACACAUGUGCAUCAGAAACACCAUUCUCCCCUACCUUUUCAUGGGGCUCUGAAUGUGACAGUUACUUUGUAAGUUCUACAUAGCCAAGCAAGAUAAUGAGUUCUUUUGUUUUGCAAAUGAAUAUCCCUUCCUUGUGAGAAAGAGAAGAAAAAAAAGGAAACAAAAUUUGUGGGAAUAGCAAAAAUGAAGAAUGAGUCACAAUUGAGAGAAAUAGAUGGGAAAGGAGAGACUCAUGACGGUAGGCUUAAAAUGUUUUUCAGUGGUCUUUUCGUUGGAUAAUUGUACAUUGGUGGCAAAUAAAUUAUGUAGCAAUUCCUGAACAAUAUCUUUUAACCUUUCAGUGUGUCACGUCCUUUAAUUCACAACUCUUGAAAAAUGAAAUUGAAUACUAGGAGAUUGACAUUUUCUGUCCCUGUUUUUAUGACAUUAAAUUUUUUGUACACACUUAUUGUUUUCCUUUGCUUGGUCAUGAAACUCAACAUUUUGUGCCAUUCAAACCUUUAAAGUGAACAGGUAGUAUGUUUGCAUCAGAGACAUAUUUAUUUCUCCCAAAUUUGUGUAGAGAAGUGUAUAAUUUAUUGUUGAUUCUGAAAUAGUGAACACCUCUUGCAACUGGAACCUGUAAUGAAAAUGUUUGUCGUCAUUAGUCAUUCUGGAAACACGGUACUGGCAAAUCUGUGCUCAUGAACUUAACGGUGUACAGUAGAGAGAUCUAAGCUGCCCUCUUUUCGUAUCCUAACAAUCUGGUAUGGUUCAUGUCAUCGACAAAACUCAUGUUUCACUUAGUGGAGCACAGUCGGCGAAAAUUUUCUAUAUUUUUUCUGUGUAUUAUUGUGUUGUGAUGAGAUGUUGGGCAUAGUUGGGCAAAUGAUGUAAAUAUUUGUAAAUAAAUGUAAAAAGACAUGUAAUUAAUUUGCUGAUGAUAUCAGUUAGGAAUUACUGAUUUAUUUCUUAGUGAGAGCUAUACAUUUUGCGUUCCAUGGUGAUUGCAUCCAAAGUAUUAUACAACUAGUAUCAGCUUGUGAUAUAUGUUAUUUGCCUCUCAGUUUUUGGUAUAAUUAGAUGAGACAUGCUCAUAUGCAUCACCUAGUUAAUUGAUGUAUCAGUCUCCCAUCACACUCUUGCAUACAAUUUUGGCACUUGAUGCUGCAAUCGUCUUACGACAUGUAACAUUCCAAGCCAGUUGCACUUAAAUGUAAAAUGUCAGAGAAAAAAAUUAUUUCUUUUAGAACACUACUUAUCCUUAUCAUCGCAUUGACUUGCACCAGAUAAUUUAACAUUCUGCUACUUCCAGCAGCAUGAUUACCACUGGCUGUUUGUUCCACAAUAAUAUUAGUCCUCAUAGUUCAUAGGCAUACUGCAAUAUCCCUUGUCUCUAUCUUUAAAGUUUUUUGUGGUCUGUGUCUACACCAUCUUUUAUUUCAUAUCUCAUCUGCUUACAAUGUGCACUAUUUAAAACACAUUAUAUGGUUUUGCUUUCUAAUUAACACAGUCCUUUCAUUUUUGCCCAAGCAUCUGUUUCCCCGAUCAUCAACCAGCUGUUUGAGACAUUGAUAUUAUUACGUUACUUUUUAGCUUACUAGUGAAGAGAAAUUUACAAUUUUGUAAACUGUUCAUUCAGUAAUUUGUACUUUUCUUUAUUUUUUGCAAUCAAAGUGGAAAUGUAAUGUGCAGGCUUUUAGCUGUUGUCUUCCUUUGCUCUUUUGCACCCUUAUGGCCCUAUCUUUCACUAUUAAUACCUCCUAUGUCAGCUGUUGGAAAUUUGCCAGAUGUCAGUGCUCUGCAGGAAAGUUUGAAUCUUCACUCGUAACCAUAAUGUGACUUUUGAUAGCAUGAAAACUGAAUAUUGCAUUGCUGAUAUAACUCUUUGUUGUAAUUAGCCCAUAUUUAUUUAAGUAUGAGGUACUUUGUUUUGAUAGUAAAGCUGUUCUAAGAAAGUAGUACACAGGUGUGUUUCUAGCACAGAUAUUACUGUUAAUCCUAGCCAGUGAGAGGCAACAACAGAACCAUCUCUGAUAACAAUUACUAAAUGAAACUGGCUGAUCAGGAGCUAUGGUAUUAUUUUAGUCUUGAUCUGUUCGAAACUUUCUGUAACAUUCUUGCAGUAGUGCAUAAAUACAGACAUUUGGUAUUUGAGACACAAUUUUUUCACCCUUUGCAUAGUACUGUUUUCUAUUCCUUUCCCAUUUUACUUUCUGGGUGUAUUAUAAUGCUGGCUGAUUAACAGCGUCUUCUGUAGACACAAAAUAAAGCUUUUGAGACUGUAGUUGUAUAAAUUGAUGAUUCUCUUAAUCAUUCGAAAAUGAUUUGCCUAUAUUUAUAUUUGUAAAACAAAUUUUCCAUGUAUUAUUGUACAUCAUAUUAGGUAUUUGGCAACUAUUUUACUAUAAAUUGCUGUGAACUGAAGAAUAAGACAUUAAACAUUUUACCGAGCAAAUGCAAUGAGAAAUAAAAUGCCGAUGGGUCAACUGGAAAGAACCAUGUCCAGCUGUCAUUUCUUUGGUUUUUUCACAAUUUUACUAAAUCACUACAAGAAAAUGUCAUAACUUCUAACACUAUGUCAAAACAGGCCUUGUAAGGAAUCUCUAAUCAGUGUGCUGUUGAUAGAGUUAGAAAACACAAUCACAGCAAACCUCACCAUUUUCCGAUGCAAAUCAUUGCUGUUACUUUUCAAAUACAUCAGUCUUUCAAACAGCGUUUCUUCUUGCCUAUGGUUCCAAAGUCUUGAACACUAUUUAGAAAAGAUCAUCCAAGGAAGGGAGAUUUCUCAUGUGUAUCAUUUUAGCAUCCUUUGUAAUUUAAGAAAUGCAUCUUAGCACCAGAAUCAUUCUAAUAUUUUGUUUUAAGUUGUGACAUAAGCAGUACAUUCUAUCACUGUGAAAGGUUUGUAACCAGUUGUGGAUUCUGUGUGAAAAAAUGAGCAGUUGUCAUAGGUAUACUUGUAACUACCUGUAUUUUUUAUUUCUAAAAAUAAAAUGUAAAUACCGUGUAAUUUUUUGUUAAAGAGGCACUUCUGGUUAUUAUUCUCUCAGAUGUUAAAAGAAAAGAGGAAAAAUAUUCUCUUUCUUGUCACCAUCACAGAUUAAACCUUUGCAUUGUAUGGAUCUUCUGAUUAUUUGUCACUAGACCUGAAUUGUUCUUCCUGGUGGUUUUCCCACGCACAUUGCAUCUAUGGCAUCAUGUACUUCUUUAGUGUGUUCCUGUGCUGUUUUAGUGAGCUACUGUGUAUUUACUUCACUUUACGCAAACCUAUUUCUCUGCAACAAAUUUAAUUGCUUCGUCCCCUCGUUUCCUUGUAAUACUGUGUAAUUGUUGAGGGUUCCUGAAGAUCACACUUUUCUGUGAAUCUAUGUUUGCACAUCAGUAAUUGGCAUUUACCACCCGUACCCUUCUUCCUGCAGUAGAAGUGUAACAGUGUGCUGGACAGUUCUCCCCCUUCCUGCGUUUUCAGAAUUUAUUCCCGAGCCAGUAAAGGCCCAAGCAACACAAGCUGCUGCUUGUGGGUUCAAGCUGAGAGGGCUGCCAGUGGCACCACAGCUUUUAAGAAUCUUACAGAGGACAUACUGCAGUUAGUAUUGAAAACUGACAUGGGUGAAAAUGUAGGAGGGAAAAGGGGCACCAAAUAGUAAGUUGCUUGUGUGGAAAAAUGUUUUUGAACCGGUCCUAUUCAUUCUAUUACCGAAACUGCAAACACUCAUUGCUGGCAGCUUAAUACAACUGCACAAUUUUAAUACGUCAAGCCAGCAUUGCUUACAAUCUAUCAUUUUUUAAAUUUAUAUUGGGUUCUGUUUUAAGUUUUCAUUGUUUGCAAAGUGGCUGUCCCUUCACAGAUGGCAAAGCACAUUCAACACUGUCAGUUGAACAGAAGAGGACAAUUGAACACUAUAAAUUAGAAAGGGUCUAAGUGCAAAAAAUAAAGACCCGAUAAAGGUCGAUAAACAUAUUUUAUUUCAAUAGAAGAUUAGUCAACAGAAAAUGGAAUAUAUUUUGUGACGGACAUUAUGUAUGAAUGCGUUACGAAAGAAAAUAAUCAAGUAAAUUCACUGUACCAAUAGAAAAAUCUAUUUGGAAAAAAUAUAUUUGAAAAGGUGUAUAUGUACCAUUUUGACCAACACAGACAAAGGCCUUAUCUCCAAACACCCUUGAAAUCAUUGUCCAUAUUUACAGCAAGAUAAGGAUGUUUCGCGCUACUAGAUGUUAUUAAUGUUUCUGGAUCGUGUGGUGCAGACAUCUUAAUGACACGCUUCCUCUUCUCAAUUAUAGCAAAGUCAUGGUUGCAAGACACACACACAAAAGACUGUUAUCAGCAGACUUAUGACUGAUUUUAUUCAAGCAACCUUUUGCAGAAGAGUAAUAACCAUCAUUUUAAUUUGUUUUGUACAAUACAAUUAUCAGUCCAAAUUGCCAGCUUUCUCUUGUUGGAGGUAAGAAGGGAAAUAGCUUUCAAAGACACAUGUAUGCAUUUUCAGUGUCACAAAGAUGAACGCACCAUGUUCAGUAUCACAAUCAUGAAUACAAAUAUUGAGACAGGACAGUUGACAGUAGCAGAGCAUCUCAGAAUGUGUCAAUAAAGGGAUAUAAAAUAUCUUCUGUAAAUUGGCUGUGAUCACAUGUGUACCAGUACUAGGUGUCUGUAACAAAAUUCUAUCUUCAUGUAAUCCAGACAUUCCCUUUUCUGGUGACAGUCAAGAGCUGCUUUGUGUUGGGUGUAGCUUUGGUCACACUUAAAAUUUGGCAUGCAGUAAGUCACAAGUACUAAAAGUAUCCAAUCUGAUCUGUCCAAAUGUCGAAUUAGAAAAAUUCUUGAAUGUGUGAGCAUAUUAUUGUACUUUUCAUACCUGAGUAUUAGACAGUAAAAAUUUAAAUAGCCUCGAGUCGUUCAAAUCUGGACUUAAUCACUGAUUGCUCUCUAUUUUAAUGAUUUUCUUUAACAGGAAAAGAUCUGAUGUGCUCACAUAUUUGCUUCCUCACUUCCUGUGAAUACAUUCUUGGUGCACUGUGUUGUCCCCUGUUAUCAACAUAAACUUACGUUUGUGAGGCAGUAAAAAAAAAAAAUAUUACGAUGGACUUGUACAUGACUACCGUUACCAUCUGGACAACACCUAGCUGCAUAUGACCAAGAAGAAAUGUUUUUUGUUCCUCCAAUGUGCAUUUGUAAAAAUCCAAAAACAAUUGUUGGUUAAAUUCAGCUGACAAAGCAUGACAUUCUUCGUUACACUUUUAGUAGUAGUAGUAGUAGUAGUAUUGUUGUUGUUGUUAUCUGAUUGCAAGAUUGAAAAUACAGAUGUAGGUUAUGGUAAGAGUAUAAAUAUAACUUUCACUUACAUGAGCUUUUGAAGGCUGUUUUGCUGACCGAUCUUUCUGUCUGCAGUUUCUGUAGGUUUGUCCACUGUUCCGUAGUCUCUUCCUUUCCCUGGAAACACUUUCAGUGCAUCUCUUUCUCCUUUUUAGGAAGUUAACAUCACCACUAGAAGACAUUUUGUACUACAUGCAGUAAACACAGUGCUACCAGUUGGUGAGAACAAGCAGGGAUUGGAACAUUACUUGCUAACGUACCACUGGAGAUACAGCACCUGCCAUAUUAUGAGGACAUUAAAAACUAUACAAAAAACAUUGAAGCCAUAAACCCUUUAUAAAAGUAUUGUGCAUGAAACAUUGAUCUUUUUAAACCAUCCAACUUUCAUUUGCUUGCUUUGACACAUAGACCCUUUCUAUUCAAUUGUCAAUUGUUGAAAUUGAUUCCAAACCAAAGAAAACUGUACCAUUAAGUGUAAUGACAUUUUUGUUAAGUGGAUUACAAUGUAAAUUGCAAAUAUAGCAGUUUUUUUAAAUAUUGAUUCUUCUGUACUUACAUACAUCUUUAAUUUUUUAUAUGCAGUUAUGUAAGGCUGUAUUUUCAAAACAGUUGUCAGUUUAAGUGUAACUCCAUCAAGAAUAAUGUCAUAUGUCAUUAGCAGAUCUACUUAGCCAUCUGGAAACUAAUUUGUUAAACUAACCAGUGGCAUAACUUCCUGCCAGAUCUUUGUCUCCACUUAGGACCAUUACUUUCACAAAGCAAUUUCAUGUUCAUAUUGUACAGUGUUGUAUAGAAAGAUAUUAAAAGAUAAGUGUGUAAUUUCCAGAAAACAUCAACAUGAAUAUGCUUGCUUACAGAGGAAGAUGUGUACAUUGAAAACUAAAUGUGUGUAAUUUCAUCAGAAAUACCAUUCACUGAAACAUUUAAUCAAAAGAACAUUUUAAUGGCGAAGGAAACUCUUUACAACAUUACAGUUAGCGACUAAUGUGACUUGACUGUUUGAAAGAGUUAAACAGACUAAAUGUAGACUCAUAGGUUCUAUUUAUUUUUGCAUAUGUGAUAGAAAAAUUUAUCUGUUGUUGCUGCAGCUGCUGUGCUGCUACUUUGAUUAAAACUGAUGUCAUGAAUGGUACCCAUUACUUGGUCUAUAUUUGUGUAUACUGUUUCUCCCUAGAGGCUCAACAUGUACAGGGAAUUAAUGUUAGAUCCGUAGAAAUAGGAAAAUUAUUAAUGAUGUGUAAGAAAGUGGGAAAAGCAGCUGAAGUGCCACCUUAAUAAUUAUUAUUAAAAAGACACUUGCGAGAGUAUCUUUGCUUCUGACUGUAUGGAGUGGUUAUCUAUGUCAAAAAUUUAAAAUUGGUGUGUAAUGUAAGAUAAACUGUGAUUAUGAACAUGAGAAAAAUGUAACUUGGACUAUAAAAGUGUGUUCAUUUGCACUAUUACCAAACAUGAAAUGUGCCUUGUGAGUCCUAAUAAAUAGUUAUCAGUUCAUGA
Schistocerca gregaria is the source of this 11777-nucleotide messenger RNA. It is a transcript of the gene Usp15-31, whose product is annotated as ubiquitin carboxyl-terminal hydrolase 31. The record is from RefSeq and is a predicted model, not a curated record. The transcript is spliced from 12 exons. Bases 152 to 2959 code for a protein of 935 amino acids. Gene Ontology annotation, molecular function: cysteine-type deubiquitinase activity. Gene Ontology annotation, biological process: protein deubiquitination. NCBI's taxonomy places the organism in Eukaryota, Metazoa, Arthropoda, Insecta, Orthoptera, Acrididae.